AUGAUUCGACUACUCGUUCUCCUGGCAUUAACCGUUUCAGUUGAUGCAAGCUGGUUCGGCAAUGCUGGAUGUGGAUGCCCCGCUGCUCAAGUCUGUCCACCGGCUGCACCGGCAACGUCGUCUCCUGCUCCGUUAGCAACAGAUUGUGUACCAAUUACCAGUGCUAGGAUGCCAGCAGCUCCUCAAGUUGAAUAUGUUCAACUGGCUAUCGCUGCUCCAGCUCCUGCUCCAGCUCCCGCUCCAGCAGCCAUCCCAGUGGAAAUUGCUCCCAUAGCAAUCGCUCAAGCAGCGCCUGCUCCAGUACAAGUUGCUCCCAUAACUCUUGCUCAAGCAGCCCCUGCUCCAGUAGCGGCUGCCCCAGUACAUGCUGCCCCCGUAGCCCCAACUCCAAUAGAAGUUAUUCCAGUAGCAGUCGCUCAGGCAGCUCCUGCUCCGGUACAAGCUGCCCCAGUAGCGGCUGCUCCAAUACAAGUUGCUCCGGCAGCCGCUCCAGCAGUUUCAUAUGUCGCUGCUCCAGCACCUACAUACGCCACCGCUCCGGAGCCUACCUAUGUCGCUCCUCCACUUCCUGCUCCAGAGCCUACCUAUGUAGCUGCUCCAGCUCCAGCUCCAGCGCCUACAUAUGUCGCUCCUCCAGCACCUACGUAUGCUGCUCCUCCUCCAGCACCUACUUAUGUCGCUCCAGCUCCAGAGCCUACCUAUGUAGCUGCUCCAGCUCCAGCUCCAGCCCCUACAUAUGUCGCUCCUCCAGCUCCUACGUACGUCGCGGCCCCAGCACCCACGUACGCCGCGCCUCCAGCACCCACGUAUGUUGCGCCUCCUACAUAUGCUGCUCCCGACCCCAUCUAUGUCGCGCCUUCAAUGCCCAAGAUUGCCGUCGCUCCAGCAUCUGCAUAUGCCGGAUAA
This is a messenger RNA of Haemonchus placei, 906 nucleotides long. Lineage: Eukaryota; Metazoa; Nematoda; Chromadorea; Rhabditida; Trichostrongylidae. The record is from the annotation of a GenBank genome assembly.